UACAAAGAGUACCAGCGACGGCUCCUCAAUACUUAUCAUCUGAUUGGUUAACGUAUUUCCAUUUGUUACGCCCCGGAACUGGGACACCGCCUCUAACUGAUUCCCGAUCGGAAUUUGCUUGGCUUUGGCUGUCUCUUUUUUUUACUGUCGCUGCACGUUCGGCAACGGAAGACUUUUGGGGAAAGGUGUGCAACUUGACACGUCAGAGGGAGUGCUUGCAUGCUCGGCUGCUGUUUGAGGGCGAGUUGUCUGCAAUUUUGUAGGAUUAGUUAACUAGGUGUACGAGGCUUCGCUCGUCCUUGCUACUGUACAUCGUUAGUGUAAUUGGCUGCAUUCCCACAGGCACUCAUUCAUCUUGACUUUUUAUCAUGGCUUCAAAAAAGAGCAAAGGGAAUAGUCCAGGAACUAAAAAGGACUCAAAACAUGGAGGCAAGAAUGGGAAGAAAGGUGAAGGGCUGUCUGGAAGUUCGUUCUUCACCUGGUUCAUGGUGAUUGCACUGCUGGGAGUCUGGACAUCUGUGGCAGUUGUAUGGUUUGAUCUCGUGGAUUACGAGGACAUUUUAGCCAGAGCAAAGGACUUCAAAUAUAACUUUUCAGAAGUUUUACAAGGCAAGCUUGGAGUCUACGAUGCUGAUGGCGAUGGGGACUUUGAUGUAGAAGAUGCAAAAAUUCUAUUAGGCCUGACCAAAGAUGGCAGUAAUGAGAAUAUUGAUUCACUUGAGGAGGUCCUUAAUAUUUUAUCAGAGGAAACUUCUGAUAUGUUUUACGGCUUCCUCUCAUUUCUCUAUGAUGUAAUGACUCCUUUUAAAAUACUAGAUGAAGAAGAGAGUGAAACUUCAGAAGAUGUUGAUGGAGUGGAGGAACCAGGAGGGACUCCAGAGAAAAGGGUUAAAGCAAAAGUAAAGGAAGCAGUACAGCAAAAAGUGGAAGAGAAGCAUGACGUUAAGAAGGAAACAAAAACAAAAGUACAUGAAAAAGCAGAGAAGAAAGAAGCUAAAAUUCAAGUGAAAAAACAUGCCGAAGAAAAAAAGACUCCCAAAAAUAAAAGGAAUGAAACUGCUAGAAAGAAGAAAGAUAAAGAAGAAAUGAAGUCAAAGAAGGAGAGAAGUAACCUUGUUGUAAAAAUAACAGCAGUAAAAGCAAAACGUGCAAAAAAAGAUCCACUAUUAGGGGAAAAAGAAAAGGUAACAGAAAAGAAGAAAGAGAGAGUUGUGCAAAGGAAUGCUACAGAAAAGAAGUCCCAUAUUAAAAAGACUAAUUCUGAUAGCAAGUCUGAAAGGAAGUCUUCCAUUAAAAAGAUGGAUUCUGGUACUAAAGCUGCCCGUAGGGCAGAAGCAACUGACAAACCCCUGUCAAAGGUGCUUAGACCUGCUGCAAAAUCAGAUGCGUCUAGAAAUGCUGCAGUAGACCCUCCAAAGGAAUCCAUUAAAUCUGACAAGAAGAGAAUGUCUAAAGAUGCUGCCAAGAAAAAUCCUACAAAGUUAUCAAAGAGUGCUGCCAAAGAUAGCCCUGCAAGGGUGUCCAAAAAUGUUGACAAACGGAGCCUUUCUGAAGAGCAUAAAAGUACUGCCAAGUCAGAUCAACCAAAGGUAGCUAAAAGUACAGGCAAGCAAACCAUUUUAAAGAUGUCUAAACUCGGUGGCAAAGAAAACUUGUCCAAAAUACCCAAACGUACUUCAAAGGAAACUGUGCCAAAGAAAUUAAAACAUACUGUCAAGGAGAGUGUGCCCGAUCCAAGCAAGCAUGCUGCCAAAGAAAGCAAGCCAAAGCUGACUAAACGUUCAGACAAAGAUCAUUCAAAAGUCUCCAAACAUCCUACCAAAGAGGAACUUUCUAAGGUUUUCCAGAACGCUAGUCAGAGCCAUGUAAAGAUACCUAAAGCGCCAACAAAACUGAACCUUUUCAAACAGAAGAUUUUAAAGAUAUUCAGAGGUACUCCUAAGGAAAGUGAUACAAAAAAGACUAAUCUAAAAUGAAUUAGGCUGCAGUAUUGCUGUCUGAAUAGAGUUUUACCUCCUAUGUUUACAUAGCUGAGUGGCCAGAGGUCUUUGGGGAAGAAUGGCUUGUUCCCCACAUUUUUGUUAGCAGAGAAAAUUGUACUUGGUUAUUAUAAAAUUGCACAACAGAAGCAAAAAUAUUAACCAAGAGCUGUUCGUACAGACUACACUAGGUAGCAUUUUGCAUCUACCAUGAAUACUGUCUUUAAUAGAAAAGAAGCCUACUUGUUCGAGAGCUAUGGUGGCCAGUAGGCAUGAUAGUGUAAAGUCUGUAAAUGGCACCGGACUAAGUAUUUCUUUUUUGUUUUCAGGUGUAAGUGGUGCUAAUUCAGGUGUAUGAAGAUCUCAGGGAACUCUUGGGGUCUGGGGUAUUAGUAAAUCAUUGAUUUGUUUCUGUGGUAUAUCUGACCUGAUGGUUAGGUAGCCUUUAGCAAUUAAUUGUAAAUAAUGUAUGCAUACAUGUGCAUGUAUACUGCUGUCAUUACAUUAUGUACUUUGCUUAAGCUGUACAGACAGGAAUCUGCAAAACCAGCUGUACCUUUUGAAGCUUAUGAGGCAUUGACUGAAAAGUUAAUACAAAUAUUUGUGUAUUGUUUAAAUCAAUGUCUUCAUCCUGCAUGGGUACAGAACUGUUCUUGAUUGAGUAUAAUUGUGUAAUUUUAGUAUAAUCUAUUAUAAAUGAGUAAUACAGUGGCAUGGUAGCAUUCAGCAGUAUUUUAUUCUUAAUGAUAUGUGCUUGAGGCAGAUUUUUUUUUUUUUUAAUUAAAAUAACGUAUAUUUGGCUUGAGAGAAAAGAAAUACUGUGCCUGUCUUUUCUUACUGAUUGGACUCAGAGGGCUGCACGUCCUUUACUUUGCUUUAAGGUGUAGAACAGCAUUUGAGUCCUCCUUUCCUUUUGCACCCUGACAACUGAAGCUUUGACUAGGUUGCUAGUUAAAUUGUCAUUAAAGUGUGCACAGUGCCCUUUGUGGCAUUGUUUUCUCAUUCACAUGUAGUAAAGUUACUGGAUAGUCUGAAGAUCUGCUCCUCAUUGCACACUAACUUCAUUUUAAUUUGUGUAAGAUAGUGUGGGGAAGAGGGCAGUUUUCUUCUCUUUAAAAAAAAAAAUUACAUUUAAAUGAGCAUGUGUAUCCACAGUUAAUUUCUUUAACCUCAUUUGUGGUAUACCAUAUUCGUUACUGGUCAACCUGGCAUAAGGAUCUCGUCCCUUUUAAGACAGCUGUAAUGUUAGGAGUCAACUGUUAAUUUAUUUCUGUGCACACACAGGCAUGCAGACACAGAGCUGAGAAGACCAGUGGUUUAUUGAUUCUUCUGUUAAGAUUGCGUUUAUUUGUCUAAGUAGACCGGUUCUUGGACCCUUUAAAGCUGUGACUUGGGUACAGAUGCUAAACGCUCAGAUGUCAAACAUAUCAUAAAUCCUUGCAGUCGCUGCUGUACACAUACGAUGCAGACACUGUACGUCAUGUAUUAAUGCGAGCAAACAAUUCUACUCAGAAACAAACUGUAGUAGUACAGAGUUCAGCAUAUAUAUAUUUGUGAGCUUCUGCUAGGUAUAACGUAUCUAUUUUAAUAAACAGUAGUACAGAGUUAAACCAUGUAUUUGUGAGCUGAUAGGUGUAACUAAAAUGUGUCUAUUUUAAUAAAGUUCCAACAUAAAAUUAA
Protopterus annectens (West African lungfish) is the source of this 3659-nucleotide messenger RNA. RefSeq names its product aspartate beta-hydroxylase (gene ASPH). The coding region runs from base 369 to 1976 and encodes 535 amino acids. The record is from RefSeq and is a predicted model, not a curated record. The transcript has 7 exons. Gene Ontology annotation, cellular component: endoplasmic reticulum; membrane. Gene Ontology annotation, molecular function: peptidyl-aspartic acid 3-dioxygenase activity. Lineage: Eukaryota; Metazoa; Chordata; Ceratodontiformes; Protopteridae. Gene Ontology annotation, biological process: peptidyl-aspartic acid hydroxylation.